AGAGAUAAACAACAGAGGUGAUUUCAUCUGCAAUCAUUAGACGCGCUAUGUUCGACGGCUUUAGACAAUCAUGGGUGCAAAUGUACGGAAAAAUUGUAAAUUCGUACCCCCGGAUGGUGGAUGGGGAUACGUUAUUUGUAUUGCGAUAUCAAUAAUAUUGGUGGUGUUAACAGGAUUCGUAAAUUGCUUUGGAAUGAUAUAUAAAGAACGAUUUGCUGAAUUAAACAUGGGUUCAACAAGUGUCACAUUACUCAAUUCUCUUGGAGUAAUGUGUGUUGCAAUAUCAGGUUUCUCAACGGGCAUGUUACUAAAUUAUUUAACGUUACGCAAACUUGGGUUACUAGCUGCAGUUUUAUACAGCGCGGGAUCAUUUGGUACAGCCAUGUGCAAUUCGGUUGGAAUGUUCUUUAUUUUUCAAGGAAUUUUGCAGAACCUUGGUCAAGGAUUGAUGUUGAACUUAUCUUACACGGUAUUGACCCAAUAUUUCGUACAAAAGAGGCUAUUUGUGAUCAGUAUCGCUCAAACUAUUGUAGCGCUAGCAACAUUUAUAACACCAAUACUGGUCAAAUGGGUGUUAGACCGGUACGGUAGUCUAUGGUCACUCCUGCUAUUGUCUGCAGUCAGCCUUCACAACUUUGUAGCAGUUAUCUUGAUGCAACCAGUUGCGUGGCAUUUGAAGAAGGUGCAAGUACCUGAAAACAAGGAAAAUGAAUUAAAGCCAUUUCAUAAAGACGAUAAACACGUCUGCUCAAGACAAGUCGGUUCUGCAAGCGGAGACAGCGAUCGCUUAAUAGCCGGGAGGAAAAAUGCUGAAAAUUCAGACGUUGAACGAAGACGAAACAUAAUAACCCAUUUUGUGGACAAAGAACUGUAUACGAAUUUUAUUUUAUCGAAUGCCUGCCUUGGAGUGUCAUUAUGUAUGUUUUCGGAUAUCAUAUUUCUUUCAAUGCUGCCUCAAGCUUUGUACUUUAUGGGGUGGAAUAAAGCUCUGGUCGCUUGGGCAUUACGUCUGUUCGGAAUUGGUAAUAUAAUAACAAGAAUGCUAUUUGUAUUAUGUAGCAAAUGGUUAUCUAAAGUUGGUACCCACGAGAUUUACGUCGUUGGAACUCUGCUUGCCUGCCUCUCCAGACUCGGUAUGCUCUGGUCGGAUAAUCGGACGAUAAUGUUAUCUUUCAUAGCAAUUAUAGGGAUAUCUCGAUGUAGUAUAAUGGUAUUACAUCCCUUGGUAGUAGCAGAUGCAGUGCCCCCUGAACAUUUCACAAAUGGGAUGGGAAUUUCUAUGCUAUCUUUUGGCAUAAUUAAUGUUAUUCUUGCACCAACUAUGGGUGCUAUCCGCGAGCUGACGGACAGUUAUGCUACUGUGUUUUACAUAUUAACAUCUUGUUUCGCCAUCGUCGUAAUUUUUUGGACAAUAGAAUUAGUUUAUAAGAAAAAUGCUCAUAAAAGACAACCAAAGAGAUAUAUACCUGAAAAACUGUCUCGUUCUCAAUAGUCUAUGGUCAAUAAAGGUUUAUGAAAUUAAA
This is a messenger RNA of Colias croceus (clouded yellow), 1523 nucleotides long. RefSeq names its product monocarboxylate transporter 1-like. The transcript has 10 exons. The record is from RefSeq and is a predicted model, not a curated record. Lineage: Eukaryota; Metazoa; Arthropoda; Insecta; Lepidoptera; Pieridae. Gene Ontology annotation, molecular function: monocarboxylic acid transmembrane transporter activity. Bases 71 to 1492 code for a protein of 473 amino acids. Gene Ontology annotation, biological process: transmembrane transport; monocarboxylic acid transport.